CGAGGCCCAGCCCUUUAAAGCCAUGGCUUCACCUUUCUGGCCGGCCUGUAUGUAGAGAUCUAAGUGCUGAGGGGCCUGGAUGCUGGGAGUGGGCAUCAGUAGGCUGUGACAGGUGCACGUGGGACAUGAGCCACUGCCCAGGGCUCAGGAGGGACACACAGCAGGGCAGGGUGGACCCUGGGACGAAGCAGAGCCACUAGGAAGUGGGCAAGAUCUCGUUCAAUAAGCAGCCUCUGUGUGCCAGGCACCGUGGCAAGCCCUCUCUGCACCUUCUGAGGGGGUAUUAUAUGCCCAUUUGACAGACAGGGGGACGGAGCCCAGAGCAGCCGCUCAAAUUACAUACAGAUAACAAGUGGCAGAGCCGGGAUCUGAACUCAGGAGCUGCCUGGAGAUGCUGCUGCUGCUGCUGCUGUUUCCGCUGCUGCUGCUGCUGUUUCCACUGCUGCUGCUGCUGCUGCUGCUGCCGCCACUGGCCGGGCUCCGGCAGCAGCGGUCCCCGGGGCCCGGGCUGGCCUGGCUGGCCUGUCUCCAGCGCCGUGUGGCAUGGGGCGCCCUGUGCUGGGCAGCUGCCUGGCAGCGGUGGAGACUGGAGCAGAGCACGCUGCAUGCGGGCCAGAGCCAGCAGCAGGCCCUGAGGUGGUGUCUGAAGGGAGCCCCCAGCCCCCGCUGCCCCCUCAGGGGGGGCACAGAUAUGAGCACCUUCCGGAGUCAUCUCCCUCUGACCAAGGCCAGCGAGGCGCAGGAAGAAGAAAGUGGGGAGCAGCUCCUGCCGCCUACCCCAAAGCAGCACCACGGGACGGCCUCUCUACAGGCCACCUUGAUGGGUCUGGCAGCCCUGAACAAGGCCCAUCCAGAGGCACUGGCCCCAGGAGGCACAGCCUGUUUGACUGCUACAUCCCCCUGGCCCAGCCCCCUCCCCUGGCCUUGGCGUGUCCCCAGCCAGGGGAGCCCCCCUGGAGUUAAGGACCCCGAGGCCCUGCUGCUGGAAGCACUGAGGUCCCCGGGGCUGCGGGUACUGGAAGCUGGGACAGCAGUCGAACUCCUGGACGUCUUCUCGGUCCUGGGGGCCAACGGCGAAGCGCUGGCUGAGGCACUAGCUUCCAGGGGCCCGGGAGCACCUCUGCCCUGGCGGGCAGCUGAGCUGCGGGAAGCCCUGGAGCAGGGGCCCCGAGGGCUGGCCCUGAGGCUCUGGCCAAAGCUGCAGGUGGUGGUGACUCUGGACGCAGGAGGCCAGGCCGAGGCUGUGGCUGCCCUGCAGGCCUUGUGGUGCCAAGGGCUCGCCUUCUUCUCGCCUGCGUACGCUGCCUCUGGAGGGGUGGUGGGCCUGAACCUGUGGCCAGAGCAGCCUGGUGGACUCUACCUCCUGCCCCCUGGUGCUCCCUUGAUUGAGCUGCUCCCAGUCCAGGAAGGAGGCCAGGAAGAGACUGCCAGCACCAUCCUGCUGGCCGAGGCCCAGAAGGGCAGGGAGUACGAGCUGGUGCUGACUGACCACGCCAGCCUUACCAGGUGCCGUCUGGGCGAUGUGGUUCGAGUGGUUGGUGCCUAUAAUCAGUGCCCGGUCGUCAGGUUCAUCCGCAGGCUGAGCCAGACCCUGAGUGUGCGAGGAGAAGACACUGGUGAGGACGUGUUUUCUGAGGCCCUGGACCGGGCUGUGGGACAGUGGCCAGGGGCCACGCUGUUGGACCAUUGCUGCGUGGAGAGCGGCUUUCUGGACUCCUCUGGGGGCUCCGCUCCCCACUAUGAAGUGUUUGUAGCCCUGAGGGGGCUGAGAAACCUGUCUGAGGAAAAUCGAGACAAGCUUGACCACUGCCUCCAGGAAGCCUCUCCCCGCUACAAGUCCCUGCGCUUCCGGGGCAGCGUGGGCCCUGCUGGAGUCCACCUGGUGGGGCCGGAGGCCUUUGGGGCGCUCCGGGCAGCCCUGGUGGCCCGUCCCUCGUCUCCCUUCCCUCCCGAGAUGCCCCGGGUCCUCAGGCACAGGCCCCUGGCCCAGCUCCUGCAAAGGAGAGUGUUGUCCUGAGCCGAGGCCUGCCCACUGCCCCCCACCCCCCGACCGCCGAAGUUGCCUCUCUCUUUCCUCUGGGGCUUCUCUGGAUGGGGAGCCGUCGGCCAGGGUCUCUGAAUCUGUCACCUGUCGGGCUCAUCAGAGCUGCCGGGCCUCAGGGAGGUCCGACCUAGUCAGCCAGGUCUGAAGAGCGACUUCGGGGUGUACCAGAUACCAGCAGUGCCCUGCCCGGAGCCCCCGGAGCCCUCUCUGGAGGAAACUGCUGGACAGUUCCCACACACGCCAGAGGCUCCGGUGCCUCUCAGCCCAGCACGCUGGGCGGGCCGCAAGUGUCGGGAAUUAAGGUUCCCAGGAGCGACUUUCCGUGAGCGAGGAACAGGAACUGCGAAUACGCACCUCAGCUUCAUUGUCCUGCAGUGCGACCUCCUGAAGUGCAUUCUGCACCAGCUGCCCACAGGGGUGACGGUUAACACAGUUCUUGUGCUUUCCUCCCGUCCUUCCUGUCCCCACUGCCGUAUGUGUUUUCUGGGAUCACCUCCCAAAUAAACCUCUUGCACCCAGA
Molecule: messenger RNA, 2564 nt
Organism: Artibeus jamaicensis (Jamaican fruit-eating bat)
Lineage: Eukaryota; Metazoa; Chordata; Mammalia; Chiroptera; Phyllostomidae
Gene: GHDC
Product: GH3 domain containing
Exons: 9
Coding region: 392-2017 (541 amino acids)
Cellular component (GO): cytoplasm
Molecular function (GO): acid-amino acid ligase activity
Source: RefSeq, a predicted model, not a curated record